UUUUGGCCGGCGCGCCGGGGCCAUGGCGGUGCUGCGCGUGCGCCACUGCCGCGCGCUCCUGUACUGCCGGCGCGCGCCGCCGCGCUGCCCCGCGUGCGGAGGGGAGCUGCGCGCCGCCGGGCUGGCCGCCGCGCCUGUCCGCCUGGAGUGCCCCUUCCGGCACGGCCACGGGCAGCCCCGCGCCUUCCUCAUCAGGCCCACCCGCGGCACCUUCCUGGACGCCUACGCCGGGCACUGCGACCUCCACGUGGGCAUCACCAACUCCCAGGGUGCGGUGUACAACUAUGACCAGGAGGGCGUGCACAGGGAUGGCAGUGGCUGGGAGCAGUGCAUCAGCAUCCCCCUGGUGCAGCCAGACAUGUGGGAGCUCCUGCAGCAGUGGGACAGCCUCCUGGAGGAAUUCUCCUUGGAAGAGACCUGGCUCCCUCACAGGUACGAGGAGCAGCAGCACAACUGCUACACCUUCGCCCUGGCCUUCAUCAACCGCGUGCGGCAGGGCCGGGGCGGGGCCGCCCUGAGCAAAGCUGAGUUCACCGAGCGCUUCCUGCUGGCCCGCAGCCGGGAGGCCGCGCGGUACCUCAGGCUGCAGCAGCAGCUGGCUCACAGGGACGUCUACAUCGUGCCCUUGGCUGAGCAGGAGCAGGAGAGCGUGGAUGGAAACCAGAGCCUGCUGGAGUAGUGAUGGCAAAGGAAGGCUUGGGGCUCCACCUCAGGGGUUAAAGUUUAAUGUGGUUAAAAACAUCCUAAACUUCACCCAGUACCUCAGGGAGGAUCAGGAUACUGAGCUUGCGCAUUUCAGGGAGUUACACAUACACACACGAUGUACGCACUACAGAGAAUUUCCAUGGGAACUAUUCCUGUGGAAAAAUGUUUUGUGAUUUAAAUUCACUGUGUGCUCUGUUCUGCAAAGACACUUCGCACCAGAAAUCAGAACUGCUGUGGAGUUCAGGGAUUUACAAAUGAACUGUGGGAACUUCAGCUGUAGGAAACCAAAAUGGCCUUUUCUGUCACGUUUGUUUACUGAUGAGUGAAAAAAGGGAACAUAUACUGGUGUGCUGCUAAAUCCCAUCCCUGUCUGGCUGUUAAUUUCCUUUCCUUUAAUUACUAAUAAAUCUACCAACAAAUAAAUCCA
This is a messenger RNA of Serinus canaria (Common canary), 1132 nucleotides long. RefSeq names its product MKRN2 opposite strand (gene MKRN2OS). The transcript is spliced from 4 exons. Lineage: Eukaryota; Metazoa; Chordata; Aves; Passeriformes; Fringillidae. The record is from RefSeq and is a predicted model, not a curated record. The coding region runs from base 23 to 679 and encodes 218 amino acids.